AUGGCCGAGGAGCACCGCGAGCUGGAGGAGCGGAUCAUCAUCAAGGACCAGCACACCAAGGAGAUCGACCUGGUCAACAGAGACCCCAAGCGCAUCAACGAGGACGUGGUGAAGGUGGAUUUUGAGGAUGUGAUAGCUGAGCCCGUGGGCACCUACAGCUUCGACGGCGUCUGGAAAAGCAGCUACACCACCUUCACCGUCAGCAAGUACUGGUGCUACCGGCUGCUCUCCGCCCUGCUGGGCAUCCCCCUGGCCGUCCUCUGGGGCUUCCUCUUCGCCCUCAUCUCCUUCUGCCACAUCUGGGCCGUGGUGCCCUGCAUCAAGAGCUACCUGAUCGAGAUCCAGUGUGUCAGCCGCAUCUACUCGCUGUGCAUCCACACCUUCUGUGACCCGCUCUUCGAGGCGCUCGCCAAGAUCUGCAGCAACAUCCGAGUUGCUGUCCGGAAGGAGACUUAG
This is a messenger RNA of Melozone crissalis (California towhee), 456 nucleotides long. RefSeq names its product caveolin 3 (gene CAV3). Gene Ontology annotation, molecular function: connexin binding; molecular adaptor activity; transmembrane transporter binding. Lineage: Eukaryota; Metazoa; Chordata; Aves; Passeriformes; Passerellidae. Gene Ontology annotation, biological process: regulation of membrane depolarization during cardiac muscle cell action potential; caveola assembly. The record is from RefSeq and is a predicted model, not a curated record. Gene Ontology annotation, cellular component: caveola. The transcript has 2 exons. Bases 1 to 456 code for a protein of 151 amino acids.